Solanum dulcamara is the source of this 681-nucleotide messenger RNA. Its product is annotated as 60S ribosomal protein L26-1-like. Gene Ontology annotation, cellular component: cytosolic large ribosomal subunit; ribosome. Bases 75 to 515 code for a protein of 146 amino acids. Gene Ontology annotation, molecular function: structural constituent of ribosome; RNA binding. The record is from RefSeq and is a predicted model, not a curated record. Lineage: Eukaryota; Viridiplantae; Streptophyta; Magnoliopsida; Solanales; Solanaceae. The transcript has a single exon. Gene Ontology annotation, biological process: ribosomal large subunit biogenesis; cytoplasmic translation.
AGAACAAAAAAAAACCCUAAUUUCAUCAGCCGCAUUUACAGAGAAAAAGUGUGUGAGAAUCCGAUUCUGCAACAAUGAAGUACAAUCCAAGAGUUUCGUCAUCUCGCCGUAAGAGCAGAAAGGCCCAUUUCACUGCUCCAUCAAGCCUUCGCAGGGUGUUGAUGAGCGCACCUCUUUCAUCUGAGUUACGUACAAAGUACAACGUGAGAUCUAUGCCGGUGAGAAAAGAUGAUGAAGUUCAGGUAGUAAGAGGAACCUACAAAGGCCGUGAAGGAAAAGUUAUGCAAGUGUACCGUAAGAAAUGGGUGAUUCACAUUGAACGUAUAACUAGAGAGAAGGUUAAUGGAUCUACUGUUAAUGUUGGUAUUCAUCCAUCUAAGGUUGUUGUUACCAAACUCAGACUUGAUAAGGAUCGUAAAUCUUUGUUGGAUCGUAAGGCUAAGGGACGUGCUAAUGCUGAUAAGGAUAAGGGUACAAAGUUCACUGCUGAGGAUAUCAUGCAGACUGUUGAUUAAAUUUGGUGUUUUGUUGAUGCAGCUGAAGAGAGGUUAUAUCAGUACGUUUUUGGUUUAUUAGGGUUCUUGAGAUCUUUGAAUUUUUGGUUUUUUUUUCUGUUAAUUGAAUGCAGCUAAAAGUUGUUAAUUUUGGGUUGAUCAAUAUAACUCAAGUUAAUGAUUUCAA